AACUGGAUCAGCUGGGGUUUCAGCUAUGAGUCGGAGACCAAGGACAACACGGUGAUGCACAUGACCUUCUUCUGCUCCGUUACGCUGUGCCUAGUAUUUGGUGGCUUCAUCUGGGCCUACAUGCCUGAUUACAGAAUGGUUGACUGGGCACAGCGAGAGGGCUACCUGGAGCUGAGACGACGAGAGGCUGAGGGACUCCCUUUGAUCGACCCGAACCUGGUCAGUGUUGACAAAUUUGAGCUGCCAGAAGACGAAGAGCUGGGCGACACCGAGAUUAUCAUCUAAAAAAGAAAACCUGUUUAGGAGAAUAGUGUCAUUUCUUUUGCUUCAGAGAGCAUCUGAGAUUCCCCAUAUUUGUGCCCAAACAGGUGUUAGUAUUUAUUGUAAUUUUUACAUAUUUCCUUGCAGGUGUUAUGGAAUGCAAGAAAUCCUUGGUGUCCAUUUUGUAAAUAUCAAUAUGUUUAAAUGAAAUAUAUAUGCACCACACAGUUCUUA
Molecule: messenger RNA, 495 nt
Organism: Penaeus vannamei (Pacific white shrimp)
Lineage: Eukaryota; Metazoa; Arthropoda; Malacostraca; Decapoda; Penaeidae
Gene: NP15.6
Product: NADH dehydrogenase [ubiquinone] 1 beta subcomplex subunit NP15.6
Source: RefSeq, a predicted model, not a curated record